Molecule: messenger RNA, 3023 nt
Organism: Sesamum indicum (sesame)
Lineage: Eukaryota; Viridiplantae; Streptophyta; Magnoliopsida; Lamiales; Pedaliaceae
Product: AP2-like ethylene-responsive transcription factor AIL1
Biological process (GO): regulation of DNA-templated transcription
Molecular function (GO): DNA binding; DNA-binding transcription factor activity
Source: RefSeq, a predicted model, not a curated record
CCAACCACAACGCAUGCAGCAGCAGCAGCCAGUCAAACUACUUUUUUUCUUUCCUUUCACACCAUUUGCUGAAUUUCUGUGCCCAAGACUUUUGUUUGUCAAGAAAUCUGAUUUCCGGACGGCGUCCUCUAGCCUGCCUUGUCCACACAUUACACAUACACAUGCUGAAAGUAUGAUACUUAGAAUAGCAAUGGCAGGAGUAGACUGUGUAUGUUUGUGUAUGUACUUGUUGUGAAAGACAGUUUGUCUUCUGUCCCGGAGAAAUCUAUGUAGAAAUUUUGCAGUUCUUGUGAUGGACGGAGUACUGAUCAGAGAUGAUGAAAAAAGUAAUCAAAUGAAAAUGAAAAUAAAAGCAUAGUUUGAGCUUUGUUGCAUAGUGGGACUGGACAGCGUAAGAGGGAGACAGCCACAUUUGAUUGUUGUUAUGUCAAAUCGUAAUAAUAUCAAACACCCUCUUCUCAGUUUAAGAACAGGGAGUGUGUUUGUGUAAAUAAUUCUUGUUUCUGUGGUAAUGAGGAGCUGUUUUUUCUGCGAAAACUGGUGUGCCAAUGGUGGUAACAUUGAGGUCCAGGCUUGGACCUGGCGGAGCAUUUAGCAUGACCGUCUGGACUCGCAAUACUUAGGAAAUGAACCUAUGAAAAGGAGAGGAGACAGCGGUGGAGGGAGCGGGAGGAAAAAAGCUAAAGUAGAUAAUGUCUUUCUCAGGCGCGGAUCCCUAUGGAUUGCAGGAAGAAUGCCCGGCAUUGCUUGCUGGAACUCAUUCUUCUUGUUUAGCUUAAAGGGUCUUGCUUUCUUCCCUUUAGAGAGAGAGAGAAGAGAGAGAGAGAGAGAGAGAGGGAAAAGCAAAAGAAAAAGGACCAUGGAUUCUGUCAUUCAACAGAGGAUUCGCUUUGGUUAAGAUUUUGGGCUACUUAAGCCUGUAGCUAGGAAACAAGAGAAACCGGUUCUUUUAAAGGAGAGUUAGGGGGGACAUUAUUAGUUUAGUUUCAUUCCAAUGAUUGACUCGCUUUCUUGCAACAACAAAAUAAACAAACUUGCUAAGAACCUCUCUUUUACAUGUAUAAAUUUUUCUAAUUGAGAAAGCAGAUUCGUAGAGAAAAAUGAAGCCCACGAGUAAUGACAGUAACUGCAGCCAAAAUGAUAACUGGUUGAGCUUCUCUCUUUCUGCAGAUCGUCAUUACACACAGCCUUUUUCUAGUGAUGUUUCCUUGAGCUUCUCCUCUAGUUUUAACUGUCCAGGAAUUUACUAUGGGGUUGACAGUGAAAAUUCUGGUUUAGAUAUGAUGCCACUGAAGUCCGAUGGCUCAUUGUGCUUAACGGGAGCUAUCAACACUUCACACCCACAAGGAAUGGCAACUUCAACGCCCAAGCUGGAGGAUUUCCAUCACUAUGACAGAGGAGGAAUGGCUCUCAGCCUGGACAGCUUUUACUUACCCCAAAACACUGGAAACCAGGCCGGCAAUGGCCAAGAUUUUCUCAGUCAUCAUCACGAAAACUCCAACCACCGGCAGAUUGUUCAGUUUCAGGAGUAUCCGAAUUCCUCGGUGACUGGUGGGCCAGACAUCUACCAGGCAUUAGACGGGAAGGCUAAAGAGAUUGAUCACCUUGCAGAAUUCAAUCUCCGGACGGCUGAUGAUGAGAUACCUGGACUGGGAAAUUGGGUUUCAAGAAACUGCCCCGAUGCGGGUAAAUUAGAGCAGUUUGAUUCAGUGGGUUAUGGUGAUUUACAGUCUUUAACCCUGUCAAUGAGCCCUGGUUCCCUGUCCAGCUCCCUGAAUGGUUCACAACAAAUCAAACCUGCUAUGGCUGACUGCAUCGGCUGGGAGAACAAGAAGAGGGCCCCAGGAAAGGGUGAUCAGAAGCACAUUGUUCAUCGGAAGUCCAUUGAUACUUUCGGGCAAAGGACCUCUCAGUACAGAGGAGUCACAAGGCACAGGUGGACAGGGAGAUACGAAGCCCAUCUAUGGGACAACAGUUGUAAGAAAGAAGGCCAAAGCAGAAAAGGAAGACAGGUUUACCUAGGGGGUUAUGAUAUGGAAGAAAAGGCUGCAAGAGCUUAUGAUUUAGCAGCACUCAAGUAUUGGGGAACUUCAACCCAUAUAAAUUUUCCGUUGGAAAAUUAUCAACAAGAACUUGAAGAUAUGAAGAACAUGAGCAGACAAGAAUUCGUUGCUCGCCUAAGACGGAAAAGCAGUGGUUUCUCGAGGGGAGCUUCGAUUUACAGAGGAGUAACAAGCAGACAUCAUCAACACGGACGUUGGCAAGCUCGGAUCGGCAGGGUGGCAGGAAACAAGGAUCUUUAUCUUGGGACAUUCAGCACCCAAGAAGAAGCUGCUGAGGCAUAUGAUGUAGCUGCUAUCAAAUUCAGGGGCGUAAACGCUGUAACAAACUUUGAUACAUCUCGUUACAACGUAGAGCGGAUUAUGGAAAGCAAUGCUCUUCUUUCUGGGGAAAUGGCAAGGCGGAACAAAGACGCUGAUUCAAUACAUAAUGAGACUACUUCAUUUACCCGUCCUUCUAAUCCUAGCGACAACAUGGACUCAAAUGUCUCGAAGGAGAGCCACAGUGACGUGUCUGAGUUGGGAAUGGCGCUGUAUCACUCCUCCAACUUUAAGGCUGCAAGUUCAUCAGUAUCUGUAGAUGGGAUGAUAACAGAGGUGAUAGUCUCUGACCAACACAACGUGGAGGAGACAGGCAAAACUGUGAGUCGGUUGCUAUUGACGAGCUUGAAUGGCUCUAGUGCGGACAGCAUCCCUGUUAGGAAAAACAGCAACGAAAUGGAGUUUUCCAAGUUCUUCACCCUGCCGACGACUGCAAUGAAUUAUUGGAUCCCGUCAGCCCAGAUGAGGGCUGAAGUGCCACUUUUUUCUGCAUGGGCUGAUGCAUCUUAAUGUAAUUCAGGAAAGAAUAGUUUUGAAUUUGAACUGAACUCUCACAAGGGUUCUUGAAAAUUAUUGGCUCAAAAUUGUGAGUUGGGGUUAAACAUUCUGUCAAGAAGUUAGUUUUUCCACAGAUCAGUAGAA